AUUUCACUCGACCUUCUCUCAGUCUUUUGCCUCACAUUCGUUACUCGUUGCGUCCGACAUGCUACACUCAUGCUCACAGAUCAUAUCGCGGUGAUUUGCAUCGCUUGGUACAUCUUCAUCGCCUGCGUCUGCGCCAUUGGCUACGUGUGUCUGUUUCUGUAUUAUCGUCAGAUCCCUUCCCAAGGUGCCAUCCUCUCCGGGUCGGCCAAGCACGACAUCCCCAAUGUCACGGUCAUUCGCCCCUGCAAGGGACUCGAACCCUACCUGUACGAAUGUCUCGCGUCGACGUUCCACCAAGAUUACCCGCGGGAUCAGAUAGCAGUGCACUUCUGUAUCUCGUCCCGAUCCGAUCCAGCCUACGAAAUCAUCGAGAGAGUCGUUAAUGACCACCGAGGCCACAAUGCGCGGAUAUUCGUCGAGGAGGAAGACGACGGGGUUGCCAACGGGGACGAAGAGGAGAGCAACUAUCGCAGAUGUCUCGGGCCCAAUCCCAAGAUUCGGAACAUGAGCAAGGCAUACCGCGAGGCAGGGGCGCGCGAUCUCAUAUGGAUCCUGGACUGUAAUGUCUGGGUGGGCCGGGGUGUUUGCGCGCGCAUGGUUGACAGGUUAUGCGGUUUCACGAGGCAAGGACACGCACCAACGACGCCGUAUAAGCUGGUCCAUCAUCUGCCCAUAUCAGUCGAUGUAGACCUACACGCCGACCAGGGCGACCUACGAGUGGCAGACUCUCUGAGCCUCGGCGACGGUCCUACCACUCCCCAAACGGCCAGGAAGCUUUCCCUUGGUAACCUUUCGAGAAGUGAGCGGCUCAAGCGGAGUGCCGGUGGCCGCGUCGAAGAACUCUUCCUCUCUUCCUCUCACGCAAAGAUGUAUGUCGCCAUCAACACCGUGGCCGUCGCUCCCUGCAUCCUGGGGAAGUCCACCAUGUUCCGGCGGGUGCACCUGGACCAGCUGACGGCCCAAAAGGCCCUCGAGGAAGACAGGAGCCGAAGGAGCGGAGCCCUCCAGGGCCAUCAUGCAGAGAACACGGGGUUCCAGAGUACUCGGGUCGGCAUUGACUAUUUCUCCCACAACAUCUGCGAAGACCAUCUCAUCGGCGACCUGCUCUGGAAAUCGCCCGUGCCGGCCGCCCCUGACGUUCCAAGGAAAAUGCGAAACCACGGGCUGGUGUACGGCGACCUCGCAAUCCAGCCGAUCAGCUCCAUGUCGCUGCAGUCGUACAUGUCCCGACGCGUUCGGUGGUUGAGGGUGCGAAAAUUCACCGUCCCGGUCGCGACGCUGGUGGAACCUGGCACGGAGAGCUUUCUGUGUUCGCUGAUGGGCGCGUGGGGCUUGACCACCUUCAGCGGAACAAACGGGUGGGCAGGGAAUUCGUGGGGACGGUUGUGGAUGUGGUGGUGCGCGAGCAUCCUCUGCUGGAUGGCGGUGGAUUGGACCGUGUAUCUGCUGCUGCACUCGGGCAGGACCAUCGAGGCGUCCGGGAGGGACAGACAAGUCGAAACAAUCCCCUCGUUCGCCCGCCCCCUGUCCGCGGCCGUGCGCUCCCGGCGGAGGUUCCCCAUCUGGCUCCUCGCCUGGCUGGGCCGGGAAUCCCUGGCCCUCCCGAUCUGGACGUGGGCGAUCUGGGGCGGCACGAGCGUGACCUGGCGCGACCGGCGGUUCUGGGUCGGCUUUGACAUGAGAGUGCACGAAAUCCGGGACGACAAGACCGAACGCCGCAGCACGGACGAGCACGCGGAGGGAAGGCUGGUGGAGAAGACUAAUGGCCACACGACGACUAUGAACGGGAAAACGAACGCGAACGCGAACAUGAACAUGAACAUGAACAUGAACGCAAAUGGGACUGCGAGGCGGCGCAAGGAGCCAGAAGGAAAGUGAGGAGUGUCGGCGGAGCGUAUGACAUGUUACGGGCACGAGUGAAUAUUACGGGCGCAUGUGCUGCACAAGAUACGUAGCCAAGCGAUGGGAUAGAUACAUACCUACCCAGGUUUGUAGACAAGAAAGGCGGACAGCCAAACAGACAGACAGAUACGAAACAGACGGCACACAUAGCUGGAGAGACAAGACCCCGCGAGCCUCAAGCAGAGAAGCAUCGUCACGGCUGUUCUACAACAAUGCUGCUGUCCCUACCGCAAACUACCUGCGCUGUGCUGUGCUGUGCCAUGUCC
This is a messenger RNA of Cladophialophora immunda, 2168 nucleotides long. RefSeq lists its product as uncharacterized. Gene Ontology annotation, molecular function: ceramide glucosyltransferase activity. The record is from RefSeq and is a predicted model, not a curated record. Gene Ontology annotation, biological process: glucosylceramide biosynthetic process. The transcript is spliced from 2 exons. Lineage: Eukaryota; Fungi; Ascomycota; Eurotiomycetes; Chaetothyriales; Herpotrichiellaceae. The coding region runs from base 70 to 1878 and encodes 602 amino acids. Gene Ontology annotation, cellular component: membrane.